AUGCGCAAUGAGAUCAACGCUCUUGUCUCUGGCAUCGAAGACCCCGCUGUUCGCAAGGCCUUCGACGCCGAAAUGUCCAACUUUUUCACCCUCUUCAACCGCUACCUCUCCGAGAAGGCCAAGGGCGAGAAGCUCGUCUGGGACAAGAUCCAGCCCCCUUCCCCCGAGCAGAUUACCCCUUAUGCCGAGCUCCGAAAGGCCACCGACCCCUCGGUCCUCAACAAGCUCGCCGUCCUCAAGCUCAACGGUGGUCUCGGCACCACCAUGGGCUGCACCGGCCCCAAGUCGGUCAUCGAGGUCCGUGAUGGCAUGACCUUCCUCGAUCUUUCGGUCCGACAGAUUGAGCACCUCAACAGCUCGCACAACGUCAACGUUCCCUUCAUCCUCAUGAACUCCUUCAACACCGACGACGACACUGCCCGCGUCAUUCAAAAGUACGCCAACCACAACGUCGAGAUCCUCACUUUCAACCAGUCCCGAUACCCGCGUGUCAACAAGGAGUCGCUCCUCCCUUGCCCUCGCUCCGCCACGGACAACAAGAACCUCUGGUACCCUCCCGGUCACGGAGAUCUUUUCGAUGCCAUGAACAACUCGGGUCUCCUCGACCGUUUGAUCGCUGCCGGAAAGGAGUACCUCUUCGUCUCGAACGUCGACAACUUGGGCGCAGACGUCGACCUCAACAUCUUCCAGCACAUGAUCGACACUCAGGCCGAAUUCAUCUCCGAGGUCACUGACAAGACCAAGGCAGACGUCAAAGGUGGUACUUUGAUCGACUACGAGGGCACCAUUCGUCUUCUCGAAAUUGCACAGGUCCCCUCGGAGCACGUCGAGGACUUCAAGUCGGUCAAGAAGUUCAAGAUCUUCAACACCAACAAUUUGUGGCUCAACCUGCGCGCCGUCAAGCGUGUCCUCGACAACGAGGAGCUCGAUCUCGAGAUCAUCGUCAACAACAAGGCGCUCGAAUCUGGCGAGGCCGUCAUCCAGCUCGAGACUGCCGUGGGUGCAGCUAUCAAGCACUUCCGCGGUGCCAAGGGUGUCAACGUGCCACGAUCUCGUUUCCUGCCCGUCAAGUCGUGCUCCGAUCUGUUGCUCAUCACUUCGGAUCUGUACUCGCUCGAACACGGCAAGCUGGUCAUGAACCCUGGUCGUAUGUUCUCCCAGACUCCCGUCGUUAAGCUCGGUGACACGUUCAAGAAGGUCGCCCAAUUCCAGAAGAGGUUCAAGUCGAUCCCGGAGAUGAUCGAGUUGGAUCACUUGACCGUGCAGGGCGAUGUGGUUUUCGGCAGGAACAUCACUCUUCGCGGUACCGUCAUCAUUGUGGCCAACGAGGGUAACAAGAUCGAGAUUCCAGAAGGAAGCGUGCUCGAGAACAAGCUGAUCUCGGGUAACUUGGCUAUCAUCGACCACUAG
Pseudozyma hubeiensis SY62 is the source of this 1410-nucleotide messenger RNA. Its product is annotated as UTP-glucose-1-phosphate uridylyltransferase. Gene Ontology annotation, biological process: glycogen metabolic process; UDP-alpha-D-glucose metabolic process. Gene Ontology annotation, molecular function: UTP:glucose-1-phosphate uridylyltransferase activity. Bases 1 to 1410 code for a protein of 469 amino acids. The record is from RefSeq and is a predicted model, not a curated record. NCBI's taxonomy places the organism in Eukaryota, Fungi, Basidiomycota, Ustilaginomycetes, Ustilaginales, Ustilaginaceae. The transcript is spliced from 2 exons. Gene Ontology annotation, cellular component: cytoplasm.